Molecule: messenger RNA, 1475 nt
Organism: Drosophila albomicans
Lineage: Eukaryota; Metazoa; Arthropoda; Insecta; Diptera; Drosophilidae
Exons: 1
Coding region: 85-1440 (451 amino acids)
Source: RefSeq, a predicted model, not a curated record
UUAUUGUGAUCGUUCUGUUUUUGUUAAACUUGUCAAGGAGAGAGACGCUUACAAUGAAUCGCUUGGCGUUUCUAAAUAUGAGAAAUGUAUCAGCGUCAAAGUCUUGGCGCUAAUUCAACUCAUUUCUUCAUUAUCUUGUUACUCAUACUGCAAGUCUUUCAUAUCUCAGAAUCUCAGUCGCAAGUGCAGCCACAGUUUGUUUCAAGCUCUUCAUUGGAGGCGUUUCAAUCCAAGCAGAAAAUGCCGCCAGCUUAUGUGAAUGGUUUGCUUAGUUUGAAGGGAAGUCUGUUGACCAACAACUUUCAGCUAAAGCCAAUUGUGAACAGCAACAUUGGAAAUCGGGAACUUGGCUCUCAUUUAGACUUCAAAAUGUCGCCACAAACAGACGAGGCAAAGCAGCUGCUAGCUGAAGCAAAAUACAAUUUUCGUGAGCUCAACUCAAAUAUUGCAAAGUCACCACAAAAGCAAGAGGAUUCCAAGCAAUUGCUGGCACUGCAAGAACGCAAUAUGGAUAAGGAUAAACUGCAUCAGCAACUCGAUCAGCUGCAAUUAGAGCUGCGGAAACAGGACGAUCAGCUGAGCAAACAGGAUAUGGAGUUGGCUGCUCAAGUCUCGGCAACUUCAGCGCCAUUGCAGCAAAUGCCUGGACCAGUUCAUCCGCCAAUCGAGCAGCUUGCUGAGCAGUCGCAAGGCCCCCAACCCGUGUUACAGUCUUCUUCACAGUUGCUGGAUUUGCCACAAUCAACAGCUGAGCGGGAUACAACUCCUUUGGUGCAAGCGGAUGGUGAAUCCAAUUGCUAUGCCAAGAUGCAGCUGCUUCAACAGCUGGCCGAGCACUUCGGACAGAGCCAGCCACAACAACUGCAGCAGCAAUCGCAACAGCAGCAGCUGCAACAACAAGCACAACAGCAGCAACAGCCACAGCAACUGCGUUCGAACUUAGCGCAGUUAUCAGCGGAUGCAGAGGAAGAUGAUGAAGAACAGUAUUUUGAGAAGGCAAACACAACGGAGCAAUGCGAUGAGACAACCAGAAAACCCAAAUCCACCACUACUAAAAAACCCACAGCACGCACAACACACAAGUUGCCUUGUUGCAGCAAAAAACCAAAGCAUAAGAAGCCAAAACAAAGCGUUAAGAAAGAUAAAGAAGGAACGCAACUGAAGCGAUCUCAUCGACACACAACCAUGAAGCCUAAUCUGCGUAUCGAUGCCAUUGCUACAUUAAUACGAUAUCGCAAUAAGCAGAACGAUCCAAAUGCAGCUCAGCUGAAUGAACCUCAACGUCCAUUGCAUGCGCAGCUUGGCAAGAAUCGGAGGAAGCAAAAAUCCAGGUGGAGAACGAGCCUGAAGAGCAAAACUCGCAAAGAACGUGGUGUUGUCACCAGAAAGCAGCUUUUGCAGGCUGAAAUCAAACUGUGGCCCAUCAAAAUAGCACACUGAUUAGAUCACUUUUGUUUUUGCUUAAAUAUAUAUUU